GCCUUAACUACCAUGGUAAUGUUACCGAGUAAAUCUUUAGUUGCUGCAUACCGGACGGCCCUGAAAGACUGAACUCUGAACCCUCAAAGCUUGAACCAGGCACAACGCAAUAUUGUAAACUUACCAACUUGUUGAUAUUCAUUCAUGGAGCUGGGUGCCUCUUCUAGGGUUUUAAGCUGCAGCGAAGUGAACCUUUUUAGCCCUGUAUCUACAACAAGAAGAAGAAAUUACCACAACCCCAUAAACGCAGCAAGCUUUAAUAUUCACCUGUUUCAUCAACAACAAUUCUCAAAUGCUUCAAUUAUACUUUCCAAAUCAUUUUUACGCAGAGAAUAUACUCAAAAAAGGGUGAUGAAGAUGAGCAGAGAUGAUUCUCACCAGUUUGAGCUAUCAAGUUUAACUGCAUUGUCUCCAUUGGACGGCCGAUAUUGGGGUAAAGUUAAGGACUUGGCUCCUUACAUGAGUGAAUAUGGGCUUAUCUUCUUUCGGGUUCUAGUUGAGACUAAAUGGUUGCUGAAGCUUUCCCAAAUCCCUGAAGUUACUGAGGUUCCUAGCUUCAGUGAAGAAGCUCAGUCUUAUUUGCAAGGAGUCAUUGAUGGGUUUAGCAUGGAUGACGCCUUGGAAGUCAAAAACAUUGAGAAAGUCACAAACCAUGAUGUGAAGGCAGUGGAAUAUUUCUUGAAGCAGAAAUGUCAAUCCCAUCCAGAGAUUGCUAAGGUUCUUGAGUUCUUUCAUUUUGCUUGCACAUCGGAGGACAUCAACAAUCUUGCCCAUGCAUUGAUGCUAAAAGAAUCAAUAAACCAAGUCAUGUUUCCAGUAAUGGAUCAAUUGAUAAAGGCAUUAUGUAACAUUGCUAAGGAUAAUGCACACGUCCCCAUGCUUUCUCGUACACAUGGUCAGACAGCUUCUCCAACAACUUUGGGAAAGGAAAUGUCAGUUUUUGCUGUUAGGUUAAGCAGAGAAAGGAAAGAAAUUUCUCAAGUUGAGAUUAUGGGGAAGUUUGCUGGUGCAGUUGGGAAUUACAAUGCACAUCUCUCUGCAUAUCCUGAUGUGAACUGGCCUCAAAUUGCAGAAGAGUUUGUGAAUUCUCUUGGACUGACUUUUAAUCCCUAUGUUACCCAGAUUGAGACUCAUGAUUACAUGGCAAAACUUUUUUUUGCUUUUAUCAGAUUCAACAAUAUUUUGAUUGAUUUUGAUAGAGAUAUGUGGGGCUACAUAUCUUUAGCCUACUUUAAGCAGAUAACUAAGGCUGGUGAGAUUGGGUCUUCGACAAUGCCUCACAAAGUUAAUCCUAUAGAUUUUGAAAAUAGUGAAGGUAAUCUUGGCAAGGCUAAUGAAGAUCUAUCAUUUUUAAGCAUGAAGUUGCCUAUCUCGCGUUGGCAGCGCGACUUGACUGAUUCAACUGCUUUGAGGAAUAUGGGUGGAGGACUGGGACAUUCCCUUCUUGCCUAUAAAAGUGCAUUACAAGGAAUAGGAAAACUUCAGGUUAACGAAGCUUGCUUGAGUGAAGACUUAAACCAGGCAUGGGAGGUGCUUGCUGAACCAAUACAGACGGUUAUGCGGAGAUACGGUGUUCCAGAACCUUAUGAGAAGCUAAAAGAACUAACCAGGGGAAAGGCAGUUACUAGGGAACGCAUAAGAGAGUUCAUCUUGGGCUUAGAAUUACCUGAAGAAGCAAAGGCUAGUCUUCUCAAUUUAACACCCCAUACUUAUGUUGGAGCAGCUGUUGAUUUGGCUAGAAAUGUGGAUGCAACGGUGAAUUUGGUGAAUGGUACUAAGGUUUUAGAGCCUUGCUCUUAAAAUAAUCUCACAAGAUAUACAGUCACUUGACUAGAGUUGUUAUUUCCCUGUUGAGGUUUGAAGGUGAUGUAUCUAAAUGUUCCUCCCAUUAAGGCUUUUAAAGAAAUGUAACUAUAAUGGCCUGAUAGGAAUUAUUAUAAUAACAAAAACAGAAAAUGAGAGUUGAAAAUUUGAAAGCAAUAUUUAUGCUUUUUAUAUUA
This is a messenger RNA of Mangifera indica (mango), 2000 nucleotides long. Its product is annotated as adenylosuccinate lyase-like. The transcript is spliced from 10 exons. Gene Ontology annotation, biological process: IMP biosynthetic process. The record is from RefSeq and is a predicted model, not a curated record. NCBI's taxonomy places the organism in Eukaryota, Viridiplantae, Streptophyta, Magnoliopsida, Sapindales, Anacardiaceae. Gene Ontology annotation, molecular function: N6-(1,2-dicarboxyethyl)AMP AMP-lyase (fumarate-forming) activity. The coding region runs from base 145 to 1800 and encodes 551 amino acids.